UUGCAAAUGCUGUUUCCUAUGCAGAUUCGAUUACCACCUGAAGUCAACAGAAUACUCUACAUUAGAAAUCUACCAUACAAGAUCACAGCUGAAGAAAUGUACGACAUCUUUGGGAAAUAUGGACCAAUACGGCAGAUUCGAACGUAAGUGGAAGAUUGUUGAUCUGGAUGAAAUGCUCACUUAUACCAUGGGUGAUGUAGUUUACAGAGUUUAUGUAUCAUCUCCUUGUGUGUAGGCUAGUCUGCAGAACUGUGGCAGGUAUUCAACCACAAAGUCUCAUCGUUGUCUUGUCUAAAUGUAUGUAUUCUUGUGCCCUGUUUUUCAGUGGAAACACACCGGAAUCAAGAGGGACAGCUUAUGUGGUCUACGAGGACAUCUUUGAUGCCAAGAACGCCUGCGAUCACCUUUCUGGAUUCAACGUCUGCAACAGAUAUCUUGUAGUUUUAUACUACAAUGCAAACAGGGUACGUAGGCCUAUAAUCUCAUCAAUCAAGGAUCUGACAAAGUCUCCUCUAACCAUUGUUGAUCAAUCUUCUCAAAGGGACUAAUAACUUUCAUAGCUUUGCACAUAGAGAAAUUACAUACUGAACAAACAGUGUAGGCCAGGGCUCACCAACCCUCUUCCCGGAGAGCUACCCUCCUGAAGGUUUUCAUUCCAACCAUAAUCGAGCGCACCUGAUUCUAAUAAUUAGCUGGUUUCAGCGAAAACCGACAGGAGGGUAGCUUUCCAGGAACAUGGUUGGUGAGCCCUGGUGUUGGCAUUAGUCAAUGCUGGUACAUUACAUUUGACCCUCUAGGGGUCUGGAGGAAGAGAGUCAAACUGCUUAUUUUUAUUAAACUGAGACUCAGCAAUAUUAUGCUGCUGCGAGCAACUGGAUGAACCACAGAUAUUGCAGAUGAGCGCGAUGCAAGACAACACACAGAGGAUCUGCACAUGUACACGGAUGUGCCUCACUCUGCUGCAACGUGUGAUAGCUGCGGGACCAAAACAGUGAAGAAGUUUAGCCUCGCGCUUCGCACUUUUAGUUGUUGCGGAAGUCGGCCCGAUAUUUCUGUUUACUUUGUUCGUCACUGACUCUACCUUUUUAAGGCACUAAUUUGAGGUAAAUGUUGUAAUCAAUGUGUUCAUUUUUUUUAUUUAUCUGACAGGUCGACCUUUCUCUGGUUGUGUCACGUGUAAACCGUGUAAAGUUUUGCGGUUAAACAUCCAUAACUCAUGAUUUUCAUUCCACUGUUUGUCUCACAGGCAUUCCAGAAGAUGGACACCAAGAAGAAAGAGGAGCAGCUGAAGCUUCUGAAGGAGAAAUAUGGCAUCAACACAGAUCCCCCAAAAUAG
Coregonus sp. 'balchen' is the source of this 1336-nucleotide messenger RNA. NCBI's taxonomy places the organism in Eukaryota, Metazoa, Chordata, Actinopteri, Salmoniformes, Salmonidae. The record is from the annotation of a GenBank genome assembly.